AGAAAAGUCACGUGAUUGAUUGUUGAUAUACUUGGAAAGACAAGUGACUGACGGACGCCCGAACCACCAAUUCCAUGAGCUAAACGCCAAUGUACGAAGUUUAAAAAAAAUGACCAGUGUCCAAAACCCUGUGAUAGAAUAAUACAGAUAAUCCAAGAUGGCAUCUCCACAGUCAGCUGCUACUCUUUCAGUAUGCUCCAGUAGACUGUUCACCUCUGCAUUCACUGUAAAAUGAAACUAUGUAACUUCAUGCUUUCUAGCUGCACAGUGAAAACUGCAUAGGAAAACUGGUCAAGAAAGUGACAAGGCAAAGAGAAAAAGAGCAGCAGCGACAUCUACUUAGCAUGAAGCAAAUUGCAGAAGUCGAUUGCCUUAUAGGAAGAAGAAGAAUGACAGUCCAGGCAUCUGCUACACGAUACUUGCUCAAAGAAUGCAUCUGCCUGGCUCAUCUCGGUUAUGGUGUCGAAGAUCAAGGUGCAAGAGGCUCCUCAAAGGCAAACAGGAGCAUGGAGCUAACUCGGACCAUCACAAGAUGUGGACCUAGCAAUGGAAAUUAUUAUUCUGACACCAGCACUUUAAGGAAAUUUCACUCUGACCCUGCAGUCAUAAUAUGUGGUGACUUCAGCCAUGUGACUUUGGAAGGAACAAUGACAAAUUUCCAUCAGUUUGUGACUGGUUCCACUCGAGGAAAUAACAAGCUGGACCUUCUCUAUUCAAAUGUUAAAGAUGCCUUUAAGUAUAAUCUCCUGGCUCCUUUAUUCAAAUCUGACUGCAACCUCAUUCAUCUUAUUCCCAGCUACAAGCGUGUUAUUAGACAGCAACCUGUUACCAACAAAAUAGUAAGGAAGUGGAGCCUUGAGGCAGAAAUGUUUCCAAAUGACUGCUUCCAAAUGACAGACUGGGAAAUGAUGUGUGUGUCACAUGGGGAUGAUACUGUGGCACUCUGUCACUGAAUCACAGACUAUGUUAACUUCUGCGUCACAAAGACAGUGUGUUGCUUUCCAAACAACAAGAUCUGGAUUAAAAAAGCCUCAAAAGCUUGCAUAUUGUAAUCUUUUUAGUUAGCCAAUAAAAGGUGUCGUUUUGCUUGACUUUUCUCUACAUUCAUAAUGGCUAACAUGGUACAACAACCUAGUACUAAUGGGAUAUGGACAAAGCUAACAGCCUCAACCAAUUUUUGUAAUAGAUUUUCCCUCAUGUCACCUUCUUCUAAUGACCAAUCUCCACACACAACUCCUACCACGUCAACUGGAAUGGCCAGUUAAAAAUCCCUCUCUAUCAAUGUGGACUGUCCAUAUCUGAAGACCAAGUAAGGAGACAACUGAGAACACUACACCUAAGAACGGCCAUGGGACCAGAUGGAGUCAGUGCUCAAAUUCUUAAGGCCUGAACUGACCAGAUUUGUGGUGUCCUCUGUCACCUGUUCAGUCUGUCCCCAAGCCUUCAGAAAGUGCCACUGUUGUGGAAAACAUCCUGCAUUGUUCCUGUUACAAAGAAGGCAGGUGCCUCUUCACCAGACCAGUGGUACUUACACACAUCAUGAAAACCUUUCAAAGACUGGUCCUGGACUAGUUGGUCUUCUUGUACCCGCUGCAGUUUGUCUACUGGAGAAAGAUUAUAGUGGACAAACCAAUUUAUCUGCUCCACAAGGUUUAAUUUGACAUGGAGAAAGCUGGCAGCACUGUCAUGAUUAUGUUUUUGAUUUCUCCAG
This is a messenger RNA of Polypterus senegalus (gray bichir), 1711 nucleotides long. RefSeq lists its product as uncharacterized. The record is from RefSeq and is a predicted model, not a curated record. NCBI's taxonomy places the organism in Eukaryota, Metazoa, Chordata, Cladistia, Polypteriformes, Polypteridae. The coding region runs from base 345 to 953 and encodes 202 amino acids. The transcript is spliced from 5 exons.